Molecule: messenger RNA, 879 nt
Organism: Aspergillus tanneri
Lineage: Eukaryota; Fungi; Ascomycota; Eurotiomycetes; Eurotiales; Aspergillaceae
Product: tetratricopeptide repeat protein
Exons: 3
Coding region: 1-879 (292 amino acids)
Molecular function (GO): protein binding
Source: RefSeq, a predicted model, not a curated record
AUGGAGCUUUUUGCUGAGUUAGUUUUCCGCACCGGAACGUACCUCUGGGAAAAGGAGCAACCCCAGGCUGCGCGAUCAUUUUUUGAAUUUGGUCUUAGGCUUGAUAUAAGUCAUUCUACCAAAAAUUCUGCGCAGGCGUACCGUUUAUUAGGCCACAUUGCAUUGGAUAUGGCGCAGCCAGCAGUUGCAUUAUCUUCAUACGAACAAGCACUGAACAUCAGGAAAUCGCUUGAAGGACCAAAUUCGCCCUCGGUAGCGGAUGUAUAUGACUCAAUCGCUUGCAGUUAUACAGAGCAAGGGAAUGUUGUUGAUGCCUUCGAGUACCUUUUAAAGGCGGUUAAUAUCCAUAAUGCGAACAACCCGCUGCUUAUGGCCAGAACCCAGGCAAUAUAUGCUAUGACAUACCUCCGAGCAGGGCAACCGGAUAAAGCUCUGAUCGCACUACAGCACUGUUGGCAUCUGCAAGACUUGACAGAAGAGCAGGUUAUUCAGUCAAAAUAUCCUAAACAUAGUGGCGAUAUUAUCCUCCUUGCCAGGAUCAAGUAUGCCCAAGGGUUGAAAGAGGAAGCUCAACAACUUGCCUCAAGAACGAUCUCCAUUCUGUCUAGAAUGUUGGAGGCUGAUGAUGAGAAUGUGUUGGCUGCGAGGCUUUUGGGGGAAAUCGUAGAGAUGAGCCGAGGCGUACCGGAAAUGCAAGGCCAUCUCGCCCGGUCAUUAUGGUUUCUGGCAAUAGUAGAGGAUAAGAUGGGAGAGUCUUCCACGGCGGAACCACUAAAAGCCGAGGCAAAGAAUGCACGCAAUAAGAUCUGUGGAAAUGAAGGAAUGAAUGAUAUUGGUAACGAUUCAUUCAUGAACUUAGUUCCGUGGAUGCUGUGGUGA